ACGGUUACGGUAGAAGUACAAGGUGACAGGUGGCACGUGUGGAUAAACAAGUUGACAGCUGUUGCAAGAUACGUUUUGAAUUGUUAAAUAAUGGAUUCGUGUAGUGUGGAGAAACUGAAAAUUCGCAUAAAAGAAUUAGAAGAGGAACUCCAGAAGGAGAAACAGAGAAAUUCUGGAGACACAGUAAGACAAAAAAUUGGACAGAUGUCAGCAGAAGUUGUCGACUCAAACCCGUAUAGUCGAUUAAUGGCUCUUAAACGCAUGGGUAUUGUAAAGAAUUACGAGAAGAUUCGUGAUUUUACUGUAGCUGUGGUUGGAAUUGGCGGUGUUGGAAGUGUCACAGCUGAAAUGCUUACACGGUGUGGAAUUGGCAAGUUACUGCUAUUUGAUUAUGACAAAGUGGAGAUGGCAAAUAUGAACAGAUUAUUCUUUCAACCUCACCAUGCUGGUCUGUCAAAAGUUGAUGCAGCUGCCAAGACAUUAUCAUUCAUAAACCCAGAUGUUGUUAUGGAAACUUAUAACUACAAUGUUACUACUGUGGAUAACUUUCAAGAUUUUAUGGAGAGAAUAAGCCACGGAGGUUUGUCUGGAGGACCAGUGGACCUCGUACUUAGUUGUGUGGAUAAUUUUGAAGCCCGCAUGGCAAUAAAUACUGCAUGCAAUGAACUGAACCAGACAUGGUUUGAAUCUGGAGUAUCAGAGAAUGCUGUGUCAGGCCAUAUUCAGCUAGUAGAACCAGGCCGUUCAGCAUGUUUUGCUUGUGCACCACCUCUUGUUGUUGCAUCCAACAUUGAUGAAAAGACAUUGAAACGUGAGGGAGUAUGUGCUGCAAGUUUACCGACUACAAUGGGUAUUGUAGCAGGCUUCCUUGUACAAAACACUCUCAAGUAUCUUUUAGGUUUUGGUCAAGUAACGUACUACUUAGGAUACAGUGCUCUACAGGAUUUCUUUCCAGUAAUGAAACUGCGCCCUAACCCAUCAUGUGAAGAUAAUUUUUGUAGGAAAAGACAGCAAGAAGAAGCUGCAAAGCCUCAAACAGCAAAUGCUGAGGAAUGCAUAGAAAAGCAUUCACAGGAAAAUGUUGUACAUGAAGAUAACGAAUGGGGAAUAUGCCUUAUAGAUGAAACCAACACAGAAGAGCAAGACAAAAGUGAAGUGAAGGUGGACUUAGGCUUUGUUUCUGGAGUGAAACCAGCAUACACACUUCCUGCAGAUGAUGACAGUAAUACACCAGCUGUUGGUGACACAGAUGCAAGCUUAGAGGAACUAAUGGCACAAAUGAAAGCUGUAUGAAUAAGUACCAGCAAUGUGAUGUUUUAAUUGAUGUAAUUCCAAAUAGAUGCAUUUUUUCCAGAAAAAUGUUUUUAUCUUAUAAAAAUUGUUUUACCCUUGUUGUUGUUGUUACCCUCAGUCAAACUCAAUUCAGACAAGAGAAUAAGUUUCUCAUCAACAUACAAUGUGUGUCCCAAAAUUCAUGAAAUAUAUUAUUUUGCUGGCCCACGUCAAGUUGUCUUGUUUGGAUGGUUCCAGGUAAGUGGGGUUGGUGUAGGGGCUCUCAGCCUUAUAGCACACCCUAGCUCAGUCUGCUCCAAGCAUCAGUGGUGCCAGUAUCGCUGAUUUGCUGACUUGGCCAUCAGUCCUUUUUUCUGGGCAGUCAUAAUUUUUGUAGCACUGUCCCAAUUUUUUUCAAAGGUAGUUUCAGACACCUGUUUAGCCUGGAUUUAGCAGUUAUGAAAUUAUUUAUCCUGAAUUUGAUAUUUAUUUCAUCUGUAUCGGUAUAUUUUAUUAUUAGUUUUAAUGAAGUUGGUGAAACUGUUUUAGCAAACAGGGAUUCUGCUCUUAUCAAAGAGUUCCCACUUGCAUUGUUGCACGUUUACCACCAUAGUCAUCUAUACAUCAGCAAUUAUAUCAGACUGCAUUUUGUGCUUCUUAGUGUUAUGCUAUAUGGCAGUAGUUAAGUUUAAUUCUUUUUCUUUGUCAAUGGCCUUUCUUAGCAGCUUGAGUGAGUUCCAAGAAGUGCAAGUCCUCUUUCAAUAAAAAAUUACAAAAAGAAUUUCCAUUCUUCAGUGACAUUAUUUCUUCUGACUCAAAAGGAAAAGUGAGAUGCAACACGUGUGCUUCUGCUGUUGGACUGUGAGCUGAUACUACUAACUGUACUUGUGGAGGUGUUGGAAGAAAAGGUCAGUUCAAUGUUUUUACCAAACAACAAGUGCUACUCGGCCAUGGACUGAGAGGGGUUGUGUGAGCUGCCAGUGUAUUGCAUAAUACCGUUUUCCUGCAUGGAUAACGUAUGGAGCAGAGGAAUAAAACACAACUUGCUGUAGAAACUAUGAAAGCAUUGUUCCUCACUGGAUUGAUUUAUUAUGAAAUUUGCAUUGAUUUAUUCAUAUGCUGUUGAAGAAUACAGACAUGCUAAAGAAAAUUCACAGCUCUGAUAAAUACAGUUGGACUGCUCACACUACUUCAUCAUUGUAUUUACUGCAUUUAAUUAAGAUCUUUUAAAUUGCCUUUUUGUGCAGUACCAAAAGUUGUAAUAUACCCCACACAUGGGGCUAGAAAAUAAGGCCAUGUUAGAUUUAGUGCACCACUGUUUUGAGACCAUGUCAUGGCAUAUACUUUCAAACAACAUUGUGCAAUUAAAUUCCACACAAAAUUUGACGUAAAACUGUAUAAACUCAUUAAGUGCAUAAAGAAGCCUGCCAGGAGUACGCUGUUUCAUAUGUAUAAGUUAUGAAGUGAAUGAAGUAGUUUUAGGGUAACCAGAAAUGGGCAGAUGAUGAUCCGUGCUCGGAUGGCCACCAACAAGCCAAUAUGACUUGUGUGCAUGGGUUGUUGAGUACUGACCAUUGAAUGGCUGUUUCAGCUGCCGGUAGACAUUCUAAACAUACCGAAAAUCAUUGUGUAUCGCAUUGUUGUGGAAGAAUUGAACUUGUGAAAGCUCUUUGUUAAGCUGGUUCCCAAUCUAUUGAUGCAUGAGCAAAAGGCCGAUUGAGUGUCAGUCAUUAGUGAACUGAAGGAACGUCUGAAAAUUUAGUCAAGUUUUCUGAACAGUGUUAUUUAUGGUGAUGAAAUUUUGACAUUUCAAUACAACCCAGAGAUGAAGUACCAGAGUGCUCAAUGACACACCCCAGAAUACCCGAUACAGAAGAAGGUGAGGAUGAGAAAUCCAAAUUGAAGAAAAUGUUCUUUGUCUGUUUCAACACUGAGUAUGUGGUUCACAAAGGUACUCGUCUCUAAAAGUGAUAGUGGGCAGUCGUAUUACAAGUUCUGCCAACUUAAUAAUGUUAAAUAAUCUAUUUGUCUCUAUAAGUGGUAGCGGUCGGAUGUAUGAAGAGUUUCGCCAUGUGAAUAUUGUUCAAAAAUGUGUAUUGUAAUCGGACAGUAAAGGAGUGUUAAAAAUGUCAUUUGGCAGAUGAAGUUUACUAAAAAAAAACACCUUUUCAUCAUUCUGUGCCACCCGGAGAAUUCUGCAUCAAGAGGAUCAAAGCAAACAAGAAGAAUGAGGAAUUUGUGUGAGCAACAGAGAGGCGAUCGUCGUAACCAGCUCUAUGCACAAUGGCAAUAACAAGAAGUACGUAAAUUUAAAUGGUGGAUGUUGAUUUUAAUUUAUUUCAAUUAUUCUUUCAAAAUUUCCCUUUUAAUUGUUUAAGCAGCAAAUUUUUAAUCAGUUUUCCAAUAUAUAUUACAUUUUAUCCCCCACCCCCCUUCCAAUAUUCAGUGGUGACCAUUCAAAGGAUGGCACUGAGCGGAAUAUGAACAAACCUUUCAGUUGUUCUGAUACUUUUUUUAGGUAAGUGAUCCUUUUUAUCGUUUCAAAAAACUACUGAGGCCUUUUUGUUACAUGUCCGUGAGAUUGGGACUGUUAACAACCUGAAGGAGCAAAUCAAAAUUAAUUCUGUCUACAAACGAGACAUGCCAGGAAUGCGGAUUGCAGAAGUAAAGGAAGGAAGCUGCUACGCUGUAUGCUGAUAUGGCCACACUUGGCGCUGUCUCUCUCGCAGUAGAUAAUCUCUUUUCCUUCCAAUUAAUAUCCUUUACAGAAAGUGUAUUUCUAUAGGAAAGACAAAAAUUUGCAUAAAGUCAACAUCACAGUUCAAAAUAAGUCAUUCAAAUUUUGUAACACUGUAUCACAGAAUAAUCAGUUUCAUUAAUGAAUAUACAUAUAAAACUGCUUUAUUUGAAAAGUACCGAUAAAAACAAAACUUUUUUUUUUAAAUGAUUUUUUUUCAUAAUUUUAUUAAACACUGUUCACAGUGGAAUAAAAGGAAAUGUCCAUUGUUGAAAACUUAUUACAAAAUGUAAUAUGCCAUAAUGUCGGAAAUCCGAGUUGAAAGUAACUCGCGAACUGGCUGAUGGCUACCAAAACAAACAGGCUGGCAUCCCACUGUUAAAAAAUGAUGACACUGGUAAUAUAACUCAUCAUGAUGUCACUUUAAUGACGCUCGAUGAGACAAUUUCUCAGGUCUCACAGGAAUCAUUUUUUUCAAAUAGUGAAACCAAAGCUAGCAACAGCAAAAAUUCCUUUGAUUUUUUGCUCACUACAUUGCAAACGCAAGCACAGUAAAAAGUUCACAAAAGCAAUGCAAAUACUAUUGAGACACAAACUUUGACACAGCUCAUACAAAUAAUAACCCAAGAGUUUGCACAGCAAAAUCAUGCUUUUAACGAUUUCAAGAAUAGUAUUAGUCAACAGUCAGUGAGGUGAGCAAAACUAUAUGCACUGAAUUAUCUGACGAUUUAUCCAGUAAGUUCACAGAGCUCAGUAAAAAACUAAAACAAGAAAUAAUUACUGACAUGUCGCGCAGUAUAAAUACGUUAACAAAAGAAGGUAACUUCCAUAGAUUAUAAACAGCAACAACUUGCAGGUGAGUGCAAAAUCUUAGUUAAGCAUAUUCUCAAAUUCAGGAGAUGCAAUCCCAAGUGGAUGUGUUGGCAAAAAAUGUGACAAAUGCAGUCAGCAAGCUGCAAGACGUAUGCAAAAACCUACCUACAGAAAAACACAAGUUGAAUCUAAGAGUAGAUCAGCUAAGUUUAGAGUUGGAAUUUGCCAAAAAAAAAAAAAAGAAA
This is a messenger RNA of Schistocerca gregaria, 5067 nucleotides long. RefSeq names its product ubiquitin-like modifier-activating enzyme 5 (gene Uba5). The coding region runs from base 91 to 1293 and encodes 400 amino acids. Gene Ontology annotation, cellular component: cytoplasm; cytosol. Gene Ontology annotation, biological process: protein ufmylation. The record is from RefSeq and is a predicted model, not a curated record. The transcript has 7 exons. Lineage: Eukaryota; Metazoa; Arthropoda; Insecta; Orthoptera; Acrididae. Gene Ontology annotation, molecular function: UFM1 activating enzyme activity.